Parnassius apollo (apollo) is the source of this 1311-nucleotide messenger RNA. The record is from the annotation of a GenBank genome assembly. Lineage: Eukaryota; Metazoa; Arthropoda; Insecta; Lepidoptera; Papilionidae.
AUGAAGAUGGAACGAAUGAUGUUACUGAUAAUCUCUCCUUUACUGAUCUCCACAAUCCAGCUUCCAUCGACUGUAGCUGAUGGAACCGUCUUAUCGGCUAUAUUAACUCCAAAAAAUGGUGAAACAUUGCAACGCCAGGAGAGAAGUUAUUACGAAAGAUAUGGAGCAAGAAGACCUUUAUACGACAGACUAGAGUACGACAGAUCAUCGUCGUGCCGAAGAUGCGAUGAUAGAUAUGAUGACAGAGAUGACGACAGCGACGAUUACGACAGAGGUCGGGACAGUUACGAUGACGACCGACGAUCAAAUCAUCGACCAACAUCCGGUAGCAAACACGACAAGAACGACUAUGACGAUGACGAUAGAAGGUAUAGCAACGAUAGGAAUAAUGGACAGAAAAAUUCAACAGAAGAUGGAAAUGACAACGAUAAGAGGAGGCCUCACGAUGACAAAGACAGACAUAGCGGAGGGAGAAGGGGUAACAGGAAUAGAAAUAGACACGAUGACAGAGAUAGAUACAGGCCUGACUAUUACGAUAGAUUCCUACGGGACCCCUAUAGAGAUAGAUAUGACAGACCGUACUAUGACGAUCCUUAUAGAGAAAGGAGGCCGUAUUACGAUAGAUAUUACCCAGAGCCAAAUAGAUACGAUGACAGAUACGGAAGUAGAUACGACGGAUAUGAAUAUACAGGUUACAGGAGGCCUUAUUAUGACGAUCGCUAUGAUAGAGGCGGCACGUAUAAUGACCCAUAUGGAGGCUACGGACCCGGCGUUGGAAGGGGACAGCAUGACAGUUUCAGGCCCUGGGACGAGACGUACCGCGGUCAGGCGGGCUGGGACGCCGGAGGCCGCGGGUAUUACUUCGCGUCCGGGAGACCUGAAACUGGGCCCAGUCAGUACUGGGGACGUCCUGAAUAUUCGAGGCCACAAUCAAGCGGAUGGCAGAGUGUUGGAUACUCGAGCGGAAAUAGAGAUCCAGUAGAUUACCGCAGCUCUUUCGGUUACGCUCAGACGGGUGGGUACCGUCAGGACUUAAGUUCGGGAUACGGGCAAGCAAGUGGAUGGCAGAGCGUUGGAGAGAGGAGACCGUACCGAGAUCAAAGUGGUGUGGCCCAGCUAGACAACAAUGAGAGUGAUGGAAAUCGAUAUGGCCAAGGCAUUGGUCGUCAACCAAGUUACAGUCAACACAGCAAUUAUCCAGCCAAUUCAAAUAAUUACGGUUUGAGCAGCACCACCAGCUAUUUGUACGAGCGCGAGGACAGCCAAGUGACAGUUACACCAGCUAAUGAUACAAAUCAGGCGACAUCUUAG